AUGUCGACAACAGCAUCAGAGAGACAACCUCUCUUGAGUUCCGCACAAUUACCUUCAGGUAGGGAUGUGCAGAAUGCCAUCCCAUCUAAAGGGCAGAGAAUCAAAGUGGCUGAAGUGAGUGGAGCUUUGGGUGCAGGUAAAUUACCCUCCCAAUCCCAAUUAUCCAAAUUGAUCCAGACGAUCCUCGAAUCCGAUACGCUCAAAGCUACCGGUGGGCCCAACUCGCGAACCGCAAGGUUAGGUGCGGAAGGCACGAGGGUGUUGGAAGAUCUCAAAGGUGUUUUGAGAGCUGCUAAGAAUUGGGGAGAGGAGAAGAACGAUGAUGAUUUAUUGCAGAACUUCUUUUACAACGCCGCUACGGCCGAUGUUGAUGUUGAUGUAUCCAGUGCAUCAGCCUCUCGACCCUCUCAAAAGGAACUUUCCAAAGAUGGUCAACGAGCUAUCGAAUCAUUCAGAACUAUCGCUUCUCUAAUCGUCACCAACGAUACUUUCCGACAACUUGGAUCCGAUCUCAUUCUCCUUACCCGGGAUAUCUUCGCGGAUGCUGCAUCAGUCGCGGCGGACAAUGCCAAGCAGGCAGCCGAGAAGACCCGACCAUCUCAAAAAGAGAGAGAACAAGGUGUCGAUUUCCAAAACCUCCAAAAUAAAGGUAAAAAAGGGUUGAAAGGUGCCAGAACGGGUAAACUUCAAGGUGACGUUAGAGAAAGUAUAUGGGACGAGGUCGAAAAUGUUAAACAAUAUUUCGAUGAGAAAUUACCAGAAGGUCAACAGAAGAAAGAUGAAUUGAUUGGUAAUUUACAAAAAGUAAUUACUCAAGCUCAAUCAAACCCCCAGUACAGAAGAUCCCUCACUACCAUCGUCAACUUGUUUAAGAAGUAUGCGAACAAGGCUGAACAGGCUUUAGACGAGACUCAGAAGAAGUCUAAUGUGGAUGACGAGGAUGAGAAAGUAAAACAGGCUGGUAGGGAUUUGAAAGCUUUCGUAGAGAAGGUUUCGAAUAAGAGUUUGGAUGAUGUUAUCAGUGCUUCUCAGAAGGCCGCCGAUGACGUUCGAAGCGACGACAAACUUUCCGCAUACUUCGAAGAACUUGGUAAUUACUUUGAUCGAUUAUUGUACGAACCCGGUUAUGUCACUUCUCAAAGAGCCUAUCGAAAGGCAACCUCAUUGUACGAUGAUGGACAAUCGCUCAUUGCUGAAAACCCCCAAUGGAAAGCGGAUGCUAGAGAACUACAAGAUCAAUUGGAAUCGAUAGUCAAUGGAAUAACCAAUGAUGAAGCUACCAACAAACUCGUUGAAUCCAUUGAGAAAUUAGGUUCUUCCCUCUCUCACGCUGGAAAAGUCGGUGUGGGAGCAUUGAAGGCAGAAGGUCAAGGGUUGUAUAGGGAUUUCAUGGAUGUGAUUGUACCGAGGUUGAUUGGGUUGGUUAAGGAGAUUCCAGUACCAAGGGUUGAAUAUAAAUCUGAAGACGUCGACCUCGUUAUCGAUGAUAUCAGACUUGAAUCUGUAUCGUUCAUCCCUGAUUCAAUCAGGUUCGUCCAACACAAUGAUCUUCGAUUCACCCAAGGAUAUGCUACAUACGCAUCGGAGUACGAUGCCUCUGUCAGACUUAGGGUACAAGGUCUCCACUUCUCAGCUUCGAACAUCGCAUUCUGGGUCAACCUCAAAUCUGGAUUUAUGCCAUUUGAAGAUUCCGGUUUGUUAGAUAUCAAGUUUGGACCUCAAGGAAUAUCUUUCGAUGUCACCUUGGAAAACGCCGAUGAAGAUGAUCAAGAGACUUUCUUCGUGGUUAAAGAUGUUCAAGUUUGGAUUUCUGGGUUCGAUUUUGAAAUCAGGAAAAACAACAAAUGGUUGGCGGCCUGGUUCGCUAGACCUGUUAUCAAGGCUUUCGUCAAGCGGAACCUCACCCACGCUCUCGAAGCUCAAAUUGCUGAAUACCUCCGACAAGCUGAUUUCCGAUUAUACGGUGUUCAACAACGAGCCAUCGCAGCCACCAACGCUCGACCUACCGCUGCCAACUUUAUCAAUGCAGUAUUCAGCGAUUCCAUCUUCCCUCACCCGUCUACCUCUGGCCCUGUUACAGUUGGUUCCAAAGGUGUUGUGAAGUAUGGUAGAAGGGGUGAAUACGUACUUCACAUUGGAGUUGAUGAGGAUUUGUUCCCCAACAAACCACCUUCAUACGUUUCCAACACCCAAAGACAGAAACUCAAGGCUGCCGCUUCCUCCUCUACGAACCGAGCUGUAGGGGCAGCCGACCAGUUCCGAGGUAAAGGCAAACAAGCCACUGAUCAAGCUAAAGCCGAAGGUGAAGAUUUGACAGCUAGAGCAAAGGAGCAAAAGAGGAGGGAAGAGAAAUCGGAAGGAUGGAGAAGUGAUGCUUUUGAUGUGUAA
Kwoniella botswanensis is the source of this 2388-nucleotide messenger RNA. RefSeq lists its product as uncharacterized. The coding region runs from base 1 to 2388 and encodes 795 amino acids. The record is from RefSeq and is a predicted model, not a curated record. The transcript has 8 exons. Lineage: Eukaryota; Fungi; Basidiomycota; Tremellomycetes; Tremellales; Cryptococcaceae.